AUCUUUUCAAAUAUCGAAUCUGUCACGCCGUGAAUUAAUGACGCCUCGCGUCAAAUCUCUUGUGUUAAAAAAUCGUUUACAAGAUUAAUCUAAUAGAUUAAUUAACUGAACAUUCCUAUGUAUUGACCACGUUGAUGAAUGAUGUCAUUAUAUAACGAUCAAGUAUAUUAUACGCAGUAACGAAAGUUGAAAAAUUUUGUCUGGAAAAUUAGGCUUAAUUAUCUACAUAGUUUGUCCGUUGUCACUGAAUUCCCUUAAUUGCAUAUCUCUUUUGCAUUAUUCUUUCUCCAAUCUCCAACGUCUAAAUUGUUCGCCAAUUUCACUUUCAAGCGCGGGAAACGUAAAAUUAUCGACCCGGAUAAUCACGGCAGAAAAUCUCACAACAUAAAUCUUGUCAAGAAGCAAAAGCCGGAAAGCUUUUUGUAUAAUCAUGCACUCUUAUCGGAACGAGUUCCAAGACGUCGAAAAGAAAAAUGAUUUGUCAUUGCACGCACGUGUCCUGCACGUAUUUCUGUCCGGCCUCUGCAAGUCCUCGAAGGAUAAAUCUCGAGUCGACGCGGGAGAAGCCGGAAUUAUCUUUGCAAAAGAGAAUCUCGAUCGGUGUCUUAUUAAUCUACAUGCUCAGGAGCCAUGGCCACAACCGAUCACGUUGUAUCAGCCGUACGAGGUGGAGCAGAUCCUGCUGCCCGACAACGCGAACUGUCUGGCGGUGCAGGCCUUCCUCAAGAUGUGCCAGCUCGAUUUUCAAAUAGAGCCGAGGAAGAAUGCGGAGUUCAUGUCGCCGUCCGGCCGCGUGCCUUUCAUCAAGUGCGGCACGAAAUUGAUAUCCGAGUUCGACGGCAUAGUGGCACACAUAGGGAGUAAAGGGGUUAGCCUGUCCGAUCAUCUGGAUCCCGCCGGCAAGGUGGACAUGAGGGCGUACCAGUCUCUCGUUAACAAUGUAUUCGUCAAUGCGGAACUGUACAUUUGCUGGGUGGACCCGACGAUUUUGAACGGGCUCACGAAGCAGAGGCAUGGAAGCGUGUACCCCUGGCCGCUCAAUCAUUAUCUGAACUGGCAGAAGAGACGAGAGGUCAUAAAAAAGCUCAGCGUCCUCGGCUGGUACAACAAAAGCUUGGACGAGGUUUUCGACGACGUGAAGAAGUGCUGCAUAGCGUUAUCCGAGAGGCUAGCGGACGAAGAAUUUUUCUUUGGAAAAGACAAACCCAACGAGUUGGACGCCUUGGUUUUUGGUCACAUAUUCACGAUAAUCACGACGCCGUUACUCGACAACAAGCUGGCUAUGAUCGUUCAGGGUCAUCCGAAGCUUGUGAAUCUCUGUAAACGCAUCGAGAUUAGCUUUUUUUCUCCUCAAGCUAUAGACAGUCAGACUAAUGAAACGCUGGAGUUCAAGAAUUAAGCCAAUGAUCCAACCGUACCGAGGAUAUCGAAUUAAAAGCAAACGGCGAUCGUUGUCUAAACUAAAUUCAAACGUGAUAUCCCAAUGUCGGGCAAUAAACAUGCCAAAGCAUGUUGAAGUACGGUUUUGGAAGAUUCAUUGAUUAGGUGUGAAGUUUUCGUAAGAUAUACUGCCAAUUAUGUCAUAUCAAUGUUCCUGGUGAUAUUUAUAACCUUUCUAUAUAUUUAUAAUUAUUUUAUUGACGUAUGUAACUAAUAAUGUAGUGUAUAUUAUUAAGCGCGCGUUGUUAGAUUACAGUAUAGUCGUAGAUGUUGUACAGUAAUGUGGAGAGAUCAGGGGGAAAAUUUUCUAGUCAAUACACCAAUCUCCAUUUUUGUCUGUUGCAUGCAGAUACGGGAGAGGUAAUCUUCGAUGUGUAAAUCAUGUAUAUAUGUAAUGACUGUGCAUGUCAAAUUUGAAUACAACCCUUCUUUGAGUCUAUAUUAAA
Wasmannia auropunctata (little fire ant) is the source of this 1886-nucleotide messenger RNA. RefSeq names its product metaxin-2. The transcript has 5 exons. NCBI's taxonomy places the organism in Eukaryota, Metazoa, Arthropoda, Insecta, Hymenoptera, Formicidae. The record is from RefSeq and is a predicted model, not a curated record. Bases 431 to 1399 code for a protein of 322 amino acids. Gene Ontology annotation, biological process: mitochondrion organization. Gene Ontology annotation, cellular component: SAM complex.